Glycine soja is the source of this 2031-nucleotide messenger RNA. RefSeq lists its product as uncharacterized. NCBI's taxonomy places the organism in Eukaryota, Viridiplantae, Streptophyta, Magnoliopsida, Fabales, Fabaceae. The transcript is spliced from 2 exons. Bases 388 to 1212 code for a protein of 274 amino acids. The record is from RefSeq and is a predicted model, not a curated record.
UUUUGUUCAGCUAAUUUUUUUAUUUUCCUUAUACAAAAGUACAAAUUCUUGCCUUCUUAACUUGGAUUCUCUCUCUCUAAAUUUCAAACCAAAAAAAAAAAGCAACGAAAACAAAAUCUCUCUUUCUCUCUCCUCCCCAGAAACAAAUUUGUCAAGCUUUUCUCUCUUUCUCUCUGUCAAAACCGAAACGCAGAAAACAAAACAAAAACACACAACACAGCACAACCCAAACGACUAGCCAACAGCAAAACGCAAACACUCUCCUCAAAACGACAACCGCCACAAAACAACACAACCACCGCCCCUCACCGCCUUCAUCUUCUCUCUCUCUCUUUAGCUCGAAAAGACGAAAACUUAAACCUUUUUGUUACGAAAAAAACAGGGUCGAUGGCUGAAUUCGGAAACAACAACAACAACGGCGCCAACACGACGUCGUCGAGGUUCUCCUUCUUCAACCGUUCCCUCACGACGCUCCGCAACGAAAAACCGCUGCAGCUGGACCGUUCUGUCACGAAGCUCGUCGAAUCUUCGCGCGGCGGCGGCGGCGGCGGCAGCGGCGGCAGCGUCGUCAAGCGCCUUUGCAGCUUCUUCGAAUCCGCAAAAUCUUCCUCUUCUGAACAUCAAAAACUCAAACCCUCGAAAUCGAUCGAAAACUCGGAUCCCUCGGUAAAAUCGCUCGAUUCGCCGGCGAAAUCAAUCGAUUCCUCGCCGGCGAUUCGAUUACCUGGAACCGAGGAUCGGAUCGUGUUGUAUUUCACUAGCUUGCGUGGAAUUCGAAGAACCUACGAAGAUUGCUACGCGGUUCGGAUGAUAUUUCGGGGAUUUAGGGUUUGGGUUGACGAGCGCGACAUUUCGAUGGACGCAAAUUACCGUAAGGAGUUGAUGAGCGUGUUGUUUGGAGAGAAUAACAACAACAACAACAAAAAGAAGGGACACGUGGCGCUUCCGCAGGUUUUUAUAAGGGGGCGGCACGUGGGGGGUGCUGACGUCAUCAAGCACAUGUGGGAGGUGGGGGAGCUGGAGAAGGUUCUGGAAGGGUUGCCCAGAACGAAGGGUGGGUUCGUUUGUGAGAGUUGUGGUGAUGUGAGGUUUGUGCCGUGUGGGAACUGCAGUGGGAGUAGGAAGGUGUUUGAUGAGGAUGAAGGGGUGUUGAAGAGGUGUUUGGAGUGCAAUGAGAAUGGCUUGAUUCGGUGUCCUAAUUGUUGUUCUUGAAGUUCGCAAACAAAAUAAAAAAAGAAGAAAAAUUUGAAACCUUGGUGUGUGUAGUUGUUUUUUUUUGUUGCAUGAAACAUAUAUGCGGUUCCUUACAUGAUUCUGGUGUUGUUGUCCGGUCAGAGUUGGAGUUUCAAGUGCGGAUAGUUUAUAUUACUGAUGUGAAACACUCCAAUUUUACUUUCUUUUUUUUUGGUACUGUUGGACAAUCAGAGUCGGAUUUUCACGUGUGGUGUGAAUGCUUGCAUUGAAGAUCAACAUGGAUUACCGUAGUGAAGCUCAGAAUUGGGGUUUCUUGUGUGUAAUAGAGGUUUGCAUUGAAGAUCAAAGUGGGUUAUCGGAAUUAAACUCCAAUUUUGAUUGGAGGACGACAUGAAAGCAUGUGAAGAACGGCGUGUACGUUUUUUUGGAAGUUGUUUUUACAUAUAUAGGAUGCACAAGUUUAGGUGUGGUUAUUUGAUUUGAAGGAAGGUGAAGGUGCUUGGAUGGAAUGAGUUUGGUUAAAGGUUAUGUGGUGAUUCAAAACACUCUUUGAAUUUUUUGUUUAUUGGGUGUUUUUUCUUCUUUUAUUUUGUGUUAUGAGCUGAUGGUUUGUUUUUUCAGCUCCUUGAACUGCAUUUUGUUCAAGAGUGUGAUUAUUAUCUUCUACACAAAAAAAAUACCAGAUGGAUUUGAGUAUGAUGAUGGCUGUUGAAGUUCAUUCACAAUACCGAGGAGUGUUUCUUCUCGAAACAAUGUAAAUAUUUAGUAUUAUUAUCAAAGGGAUUUGCAAAUAUUGACCAUUACAGUUUAUAUUGAGAGUUUCUAUUUGUCAUCACA